This is a messenger RNA of Felis catus (domestic cat), 3147 nucleotides long. RefSeq names its product fucose-1-phosphate guanylyltransferase (gene FPGT). NCBI's taxonomy places the organism in Eukaryota, Metazoa, Chordata, Mammalia, Carnivora, Felidae. The record is from RefSeq and is a predicted model, not a curated record. Gene Ontology annotation, molecular function: transferase activity, transferring phosphorus-containing groups. Bases 204 to 1979 code for a protein of 591 amino acids. The transcript is spliced from 5 exons.
UGCGUGCUGCGCCUGCCGGAGGAUACCUGGAAGGCUUAAGCUGGUCUCGGGGAAAGUUUUGCUAUGGCUGCUGCAAACGCGCUCUUAGGCGUAGCGCUGCGAGAAGCCACCCAGCGAAAAUUGCAGAGGUUUUCAGAACUGAGAGAGCGUCAGUUUAGCCUGUUUUUAAAUGAGUGCAUCAGGGACUUGGGAACUUUUCUGUUAUGCAGAAUUUCAGGUCAUUCUUCAAAGCCUUUGUAAACUUGCAUGGCUCAUCUUCAGGCAAACCUGUGGCAGCUGGAAAAUUCUGGGACAUUGUUGCAAUAACAGCAGCUGAUGAAAAACAGGAACUUGCUUAUAAGCAACAGCUCUCAGAAAAGCUGAAAAAAAAGGAGUUACCCCUUGGAGUCCAAUAUCAUGUUUUUGUUGACCCUGCUGGAGCCAAAAUAGGAAAUGGAGGAUCCACACUUUGUGCCCUUCAAUGUUUGGAAAAGUUAUAUGGAGAUAAAUGGAAUUCUUUUACCAUCCUAUUAAUUCAUUCUGGUGGUUACAGCCAACGCCUUCCAAAUGCAAGUGCUCUGGGCAAAAUUUUCACUGCGUUACCUUUCGGUAACCCCAUUUAUCAGAUGUUGGAAUUAAAACUAGCCAUGUACAUUGAUUUCCCCUCACAUAUGAAACCUGGGAUUCUGGUUACUUGUGCAGAUGAUAUUGAACUUUAUAGUGUUGGAGAAUGUGAGUUUAUUAGAUUUGACAAACCUGGCUUUACAGCUUUAGCUCAUCCUUCUAGUUUGACUGUUGGUACCACACAUGGAGUAUUUGUCUUAGAACCUUUUAAUUAUUUAGAAUAUAAAGACCUUGAAUACAGGUGUUGCCAUCGUUUCCUUCAUAAGCCCAGCAUAGAACAGAUGCAUCACUUUAAUGCUGUGUGUAGACCUGGAAAUUUUUCUCACCAGGACAUGGCUGGGGGUGACACUACCCCUCUUAAAUUAGAGUCUGAGUAUGUCUACACGGACAGCCUAUUUUACAUGGAUCAUAAAACAGCAAAAAAAUUACUUGCUUUUUAUGAAAAAAUAGGCACAUUGAACUGUGAAAUUGAUGCCUAUGGAGACUUUCUGCAGGCUUUGGGACCUGGAGCAACUGUGGAGUACACCAGAAACACAUCAAAUGUCACUAAAGAAGAGGCAGAGUUGACAGACAUCAGGCAGAGAAUAUUUCAUCUUCUGAAAGGAACCUCAUUAAAUGUUGUGGUUCUUAAUAAAUCCAAAUUCUAUCACAUUGGAACAACUGAAGAAUACUUGUUUCAUUUUACUUCAGAUAGCAGUUUGAAGUCAGAACUUGGCUUGCAGUCCAUAGCUUUUAGCAUCUUUUCUACAACACCAAAAUGCUCUGGUAACACAUCCUGUAUCAUUCAAAGUUUACUGGAUUCAGGAUGUUCUGUGGCAACUGGCUCAGUUGUGGAGUAUUCUAGAUUGGGGCCUAAUGUUUCAGUUGGGGAAAACUGCAUUGUUAGUGGUUGUUCUGUCAUAACAGAAGCUGUCCUGCCUGCAGAUUCUUUUGUGUGUUCCUUAAGCUUGAAGAUGAAUGGAUACUUGAAGUAUUCAACUAUGGCUUUUGGAGUGCAAGACAACUUGAAAAGGAAUGUUAAAACAUUGUCAGAUAUAAAGUUACUUCAAUUCUUUGGAGUCUGUUUCCUGUCAUGCCUAAAUAUUUGGAAUCUGAAAGUUACAGAGGAACUGUUCUCUGGAAACAAGACAUGUUUAAGUUUGUGGAAUGCUCGUAUUUUCCCAGCUUGUUCCUCUUUGAGUGAUUCAGUUACAACAUCCCUAAAAAUGUUAAAUGCUGUACAGAACAAAUCAGCAUUCAGCCUGAAUAAGUAUAAACUGUUGUCCAUUGAAGAAAUGCUUAUCUACAAAGACGUAGAAGACAUGAUAACUUAUAGGGAGCAAAUUUUUCUAGAAAUUACUUUAAAUAGAAAACAGUUUGAUUUAGAGGCAUCUUAAAUAUUAUAUAUACCUUACCUUUCUUGAUAGAGCAAGAUUGCAAAUAGAAGAGUUUUCUGUAGGCUUUUGUUUGUUUUACUGAAGUGAAUUAAUGAAAAUUACAUUAACGUAAUUGCUAUAGCAUAAUAUUAAUAACAAAAUCAAACAUUUUUGAUGAAAGAAUAUUUCAAGGCUGUAAGUUCAGAAAAGGGUUUUUUUGAUAUUACUAUUUUAAUUUUCUUUUAAUAAAAACGGGUUUGUGGAGCAUUGUUGUGUUCAUAUAGUACACAAGAAGUUUUAAAUGAUUUUCUAAACAUACCUUUUUCCAUCUUCUUUUUGGGCUUUGGUUUCAGUACAGGUCUAUGUGUUAAUUGGCAUAGUACUAGUAUAGUAGUAUACUAUAGCAUAUACUAGUAGUACAGUAGUAGAACAUAGUAGUCCUAUUCUGAUGAACUGAUAAAAAUGGUAUACAUACAAUAAGGUUUUCAAAGAACACUGUAGGAAUUGAAAUACUUUUUUGGAAACAAAUUCAUAGCUUACAAAUUCAGAUGAAAACAAUGCUCCAAUAUUGUGAUUAUUUAAUUAACAAGUAAUUAGAUAGAGAUAGCUCUGGAAUUGAUGAUAAAAAUCUAUCUCAUUUAUUGCUCUUGCCAAAGUGAAACUAAAAGUGUUUGUGUGGUAUUUUACCUUAUAAACUUGGACAUAUGUUUCUAUAUCUCAAAAUUUUCCUAAAUUUCCAUCCAUACAAAAGCAUACACAUACACAAAACUCAAAUAUCUGUAUGUGGAAAACCGUAGGAAUAAUUGGGAUUCAUUGAUAAUCAUAAAAGUUUAUUUGGGGCAUUAUUUGCAAUCUCUUUUUAACCCCUUUAAUAGAACUAUUAAGUUACCAGAUGGGCUGAUUUUACUUUCUUUUUCUUACUUUUUGUCCUUGUACUGGUGAUGAUACUGAGAAGCAAUAAUUGACCGAAAGGGAAGCAGCAGGAAGGAGGCAGAAAAAUUAAAAAAUGAGAAAACUUACUGAUGAUAGACAGCUUCAAGAAAAUAAAAAUAGACUGGAAUCUCAACUUAUGUGCUGCUAUUUUCUAUAAGCAUGCACGUGAAAUGUCUUUAUGUCAAAGUCUGAUAAAAAUUAGAGAAAUGAUUUGUCAGUUUUGUGUUUUAACAUGAAUAAACUGAAAUCCGAACUA